Molecule: messenger RNA, 888 nt
Organism: Trichoderma gamsii
Lineage: Eukaryota; Fungi; Ascomycota; Sordariomycetes; Hypocreales; Hypocreaceae
Exons: 6
Coding region: 1-888 (295 amino acids)
Source: RefSeq, a predicted model, not a curated record
AUGGAGGACCGGAGCGGCCAGAUACUCGCUCUCAAUAUUGUUUUUAUGACAGUUACUACGAUUGCCGUUUCUCUUCGCGUCUAUUGUCGAGGAUGGAUUGUACGAUCGUUUGGGAUCGACGACCACCUCAUGGUCGUCUCUUGGCUCGCAUUUACCGCAUACCUCAUCUCUCAGCACGUCGGUAUCUCAUACGGGACCGGGAAAAGCCGUGAUAUGUUAAGUGCCAGUGAUAAUAGAAAUGCGCUUCUGACGUGGUAUGUGUGCGAAUUAUUCUACGUCUUCUGCACCUGCGUGGUGAAGGUAUCCGUUGGAUUUUUCUUAUUACGCGUAGCAAUCGAUAUCAAGCAUAUAUGGAUCCUUCGGCUCUCCAUAGCGUCAACAGUGGUCUUUAGUAUCGCCUUCUUCUUCAUUGGCGUGUUUCAAUGCAACCCAAUCUCCGCAUAUUGGGAAAUAUAUCCUGGGAUUGAAGGCUACUGCAUUCCAGAAAGAACCAUCAUCAUCAUGAACUAUGUUGGUUCAUGUUUGAACUGUAUUGCAGAUUGGACUUUCGGAAUCUUGCCUGCUUUUAUUGUUUGGUCGUUGAAGAUGCCGCUGAAGACCAAGAUUCUGGUCAUUGUUCUUCUAAGUUUUGCUGCCAUUGCGAGCACAGCCACGCUUGUCCGAUACAAGUAUGUUAAUACUCUAUCAGAAGGUCGGAACUUUCUAUUUGCCACCGCCGACAUUGCAAAUUGGAGCACCGUCGAAGUCGGCGUAGGCAUUACUGCCGCGUCCCUCGCGACUCUCAAGCCUUUGUUCCGACUUAUAAGCUACAAAGUGGGCCUAACCAAUACUGGGCUAUAUAAGAAGCACCAGCGCGCCACCUGUCCCUCCAAAACCACCACAAUUUAA